UACUUUCAUGGGACUCCUAGGCUUUCACAAUCUUGUCAACUCUUCACCAAAAACUUUGGUCUUUCCUCAUCAGAGAUUAGAUGGCCGGCAACAAUGCCUUUGGGAACUUAAAUAUUUGCAUGAGAACAUCUUCAACCGUUAUUUUAGCUUGUAUACUAGCUUCUGCCCUUCAAAUCUUCCUCUUCUCCCCCAUAUCUCCUGAUUUACUUCAAUUGCCUCAGCCUUCUUCAGCUGCCCUUCUUACAAACAAGAAGUUACAGGAAGUGGCUAAAAUUGGAGAAGGAUUGCUGGACAAACCAGAAGAUGUUUGUUUUGAUGGAGAGGGCAUACUGUAUACAGCCACAAGAGAUGGGUGGAUCAAAAGAUUGCAUAGAAAUGGGUCAUGGGAGGAUUGGAGGUUGAUUGGAGGUGGUUCUUUAAUAGGAGUCACCCCCACAAGGACUGGUGGCAUCAUUGUAUGUGAUAUUGAAAAGGGUUUGCUUAAGGUUGGAGAAGAUGGGGUUUCUAUUCUUACAUCACAUGUUAAUGGGUCCAAGAUAAAGUUUGCAAAUGAUGUGAUAGAAGCUGCAGAUGGUAGUGUGUAUUUCAGUGUUGCAAGCACAGAAUUCGUUAACUGGUACCUGGACGUGCUUGAGGCAAAGCCUCAUGGGCAGCUCCUCAAGUAUGAUCCUCUGUUGAAUGAGACAUCUAUACUACUUGAUAACCUGGCCUUUGCCAAUGGUGUGGCUCUUUCACAAGAUGAAGAUUUUCUGGUUGUUUGUGAGACAUGGAAAUUUAGGUGUCUAAAGUAUUGGCUGGAGGGGGAGAGGAAAGGAAGAACUGAAACUUUCAUUGAUAACCUUCCUGGUGGACCUGACAACGUCAAUCUUGCCCCAGAUGGGUCUUUUUGGAUUGCUCUAAUCAAGGUGACUUCUGAUGGGUUCGAGUUUGUGCACACUUCCAAGGCAUUAAAGCACUUGCUGGCAACAUUUCCAAAACUGUUCCAGCUGGUUAAAGGCUCCCAUAAGAAAGCAUCGGUUGUGAAAGUUGCAGCUGAUGGGAAGAUAAUUGACAAGUUUGAUGAUCCUAAUGGGAAGGUUAUAUCCUUUGUGACAUCGGCUUUGGAGUUUGAGGACUAUCUCUAUUUGGGAAGUCUCAACACCAACUUCAUAGGAAUAUUACCACUCAAAGCUGCUUGAUGUUUCAAUGAAGGAAGAACAAGAUUUGGAAGCAGAAACAAGGGAUAUUCCCCAACCCGUCAUAUUAAGUUCGGUAAUAACAGUAGGAAAUAAACCUGCAGUGAGAUUUGAACUCAUUAUUUCCGUAAAUUAGGGUUGUGAUACCAUGUUACAAUACUACUUUGAUCUAAAAGUUUAAAGUGUUAGAUAAGGAUUCGGACUAAACCCUAACACUUAUGUCAUUCAUCGGCUAUGAAGUCAUGAGAAACAUUACCAAGAAUUGAACUCAA
Vitis vinifera (wine grape) is the source of this 1447-nucleotide messenger RNA. Its product is annotated as protein STRICTOSIDINE SYNTHASE-LIKE 4. The transcript has 6 exons. The coding region runs from base 81 to 1178 and encodes 365 amino acids. The record is from RefSeq and is a predicted model, not a curated record. Lineage: Eukaryota; Viridiplantae; Streptophyta; Magnoliopsida; Vitales; Vitaceae. Gene Ontology annotation, molecular function: strictosidine synthase activity. Gene Ontology annotation, biological process: biosynthetic process.